Caenorhabditis angaria is the source of this 1332-nucleotide messenger RNA. NCBI's taxonomy places the organism in Eukaryota, Metazoa, Nematoda, Chromadorea, Rhabditida, Rhabditidae. The record is from the annotation of a GenBank genome assembly.
AUGCUUUUUUUGCAAAACAAAUUCGUUGUUAAUAUAAUUCGUCUUUAUUAUACAUUAUAUUGCAUUUUUCUGCUGAUUUUGGGUUUCUCAUUUAAAGGGUGGAAAAGUUUUCAAAGAUUUAUCAGGAAAAAACCAAAAUGUUUAGAAGGAUGGAAUAGCGGAUAUUUGAAAUUGAAGGUGAGUUAUUUUCAAAAAAAGAGAAAAAUUGCGAAUUUUUUGAAGGAAGUACGAUUACAUUAUGUUCAAACUGGAUCAGAUGAUAAACCUCUUCUUUUAUUUAUUCACGGAUUUCCAGAAUUCUGGUAUUCUUGGCGAUUUCAAUUGGAAGAAUUUAAAAAUGAAUACAGGUAUUUUCAGAAUAGAAAAAAGGGUUACAAUUUUUUGAAAAUCUGAAUCAGAAUUCUCAAAUGGUCCUCUUGGAACAUGUAAAAUUUUUAAGCACAAAUUUGGAAUUUAUCUUGAAAAAUCGAAUUUUCAGAUGUGUUGCGAUUGAUCAAAGAGGAUAUAAUUUAUCAGAUAAACCAGAAGGAAAAGAGUUUUAUACAAUUGAUCAUUUGGUAAAUGAUGUGAAAGAAUCGAUUGAAUUAUUAGGUUAGCCUAAUUCUAAUUCUAAAUCGAAUUGUAAAACCAAAUUUCUAGGAUAUUCAUCUGCUAUAAUAGUUUCACAUGAUUGGGGUGGUUGUGUUGGUUGGAAAUUCGCCGAAAAAUACCCGGAAAUGUGCGAGAAACUUGUUUUUAUGAAUAUCCCGAGACCAAAUGUUUUGUUGAAUUAUAUUCAAUCAAAUUGGAUUCAAUUCAGAAAAAGUUGGUAUAUGUUUUUCUAUCAAACGGAAAAGUUUCCCGAAAUGGCUUGGACUUUUGAUGAUAUGAAUAAUUUGAAAUUGUGUUUUCGAUCGAAUCAAAUGGGUUUGAGAAAUAAGAAGAAUUUUACGGAUGAAGAUUUGGAAGCUUGGAAAUAUGUAUUCUCUUCAAAUGGAGGUAAUUUUAGUAGCUAGCUUGUGAAUAGAAAAUCAAAGUGACAAGUUUCAGCAAGUUUCAAAUAUCCAAUAAAUUACUACCGUAAUCUUUUCUCCGAUGUCAAAGCAUUCGAUAAAGAAAUAUCACUUGAAAUGCCAAUCUUAAUUAUUUGGGGAGACAAUGAUGGAGCACUUGAAUCAAAUAUGGCUAAAAUCAGUUUGAAGGUAAUUUUAAAAUGUUACAGUAAGACUAUAUGAAUUUCAGAAUUUGAAAAAUGGUCGCCUGGAAUUCAUCGCUGGUGCUUCACAUUGGGUUCAACAAGAUGAACCAGAAAAAUGUAACAAUUUGAUGAGAGAAUUUUUCGCUGAGAAAUAA